AUGCCGCUCCAAACGCUUUUGGAUGGUCGCAAGGCCGUCCCUCUCAUUGUCGGUUCCAAGCCUAUUCCCGCCAAUAUCUCCAACAUUGCUUCAGCCUUGGUUAACGCUGUCAAAGCCCUCGAAGCUCAAGACUUCGCAGGAACUGCAGUAUCUCAAGGCAUUGCCGAACAUGCUCUUGAAGUCUUACAAGAAGCUAAGUCUAAGGGCCUUCAAUUCAUCGUCGGCGAUGCAGCCUAUAGAUCUGGGCACCCUAACUCACUAGUCCCUACUAUUGUCGCGGUGGACCCGGCAACCAAACCCGAGGACCUACGAAUCGUUGAUGAAGAGACCUUUGGCCCAAGUGCCAGUCUUUACAUACGCGGCAUGAGGCUUGGACGUGAACUGGAGUACGGUCAGGUACACCUGAACAGGGAGACGGUCUAUGUCAGCCCAACUGGUCCCCAGGGAGGUCUCAAAGCGAGCGGCUGGGGCAGACAAAAUGCGCUUUGGGGCUUGGAAGAAUUUUUGGAGGAGAAGAGCAUCACUUGGCACGGCAAAUAA
Penicillium pulvis is the source of this 540-nucleotide messenger RNA. Its product is annotated as aldehyde dehydrogenase. NCBI's taxonomy places the organism in Eukaryota, Fungi, Ascomycota, Eurotiomycetes, Eurotiales, Aspergillaceae. Gene Ontology annotation, molecular function: succinate-semialdehyde dehydrogenase (NAD+) activity. Bases 1 to 540 code for a protein of 179 amino acids. The transcript has 4 exons. The record is from RefSeq and is a predicted model, not a curated record.